GAGAUUGUGCUUUUAUUUACUAUUUGGUUGGAUUUUGUUCCCCUUAUUUUGCAGGUGAUUUUGAAGGGGGGGAAAGAACGUAGCACAGGAGCUACGGGAGUCAACUCAGAUUCCUCUCGAUCCCAUGCUAUCAUCCAAAUCCAAAUUAAAGACACAGCCAACAGGACAUUUGGAAGGAUAUCAUUCAUUGACUUGGCUGGCAGUGAAAGAGCAGCUGAUGCUAGAGACUCAGAUCGACAAACAAAAAUGGAAGGAGCAGAAAUAAACCAAAGUCUUUUAGCACUAAAGGAAUGCAUUCGGGCAUUGGAUCAGGAACAUGCGCAUACUCCUUUCCGUCAAAGCAAAUUAACUCAGGUACUAAAGGAUUCUUUCAUUGGCAAUUCCAAGACGUGUAUGAUAGCCAACGUAUCACCUAGCCACAUAGCUACAGAGCAUACCCUGAACACUUUACGAUAUGCUGACAGGGUCAAAGAGCUGAAGAAAGGGAUUAAAUGUUCUACCCCUAUCACAAACAGCCGUCGGACAGCUGGAAACGUAUCUCCAAAACGCGUCCAAAACUCUCCCUCUUUGCCACCUGGGGAAAAGAGCUCUCCAAAGAAAGUGAAGCUAGGCCUCCAGUAUCCUUCAAGUGCUACAAAAACAAAGGCGUGUCCUGCAGCACUCCAGCCACCAAGUGUCCCUUUCACCUCUACCCCCAGGGGAAUCAACAAAGGACAUGCCUACAAAGGAAAUCCCAGCUCACCAUGGUUCCACCACGCUAGUCCAGUUAAGGGAGUCCUACGGCUAUCGCACCCCCUGAAGAAGAAAACUGAUGAUCUGUCUCCCCACUCUGAAAAGAACCCCACUGUGAAGGAUUUCAUCAUCAAAAAUGCUGCCACGGCAGAAACAAAAGAGAGCAGCCAGAGAGACAAGUACAUGCAAGACAGACCACCUGUCCAGUGCCUGAAAGUCCAGACAGUGCAACCUGUUCAGAAACAGCUUGUUUCUAGAGAUGGUUUUUCCUUUGGAGAUGGAAAUCUGCCUUCCAAUGGCAGACAGGAGUGGGAGAACACCUUUGCUAAACAGUGUGUUGAAACCUGGACAAAUCUGCCUCCAUUUCAGAAGGAAAGGGAAGAGCAUUUACGUCUUUAUCACCAGCAGUUUCAGCAGCCACCUAUUCUACAGCAAAAAUUUAACUAUCAACCUCUUGACAGGUUUCUAAUGCAAUACAAGCCCCAGGAGAUUAAAGUGAAGCCAGAGAUGAGCCUUACUCCCACAGAAGUACAGAGCAAAGAGGGGAUGCAGCUGGAAGAUCUGGAUGACAGUGAUUUCAGUGAAGAUUCUUUCUCACCUGUCUGUAGUCAAAAAAGCGUGAAAAGAAGAAACACCAACAAAUGCAGUCAACAUUCAUUUUUCCUUCAUCAAAGAGAACAAGGAACUGGGGAAGAGCAAAAAGGCCAAAAGCGACAAGAUUUAUUUUUUAAAUAUGCAAUACCCAUGCAAGAACAAAAACUAGACAACAGCUGGGAUUGUAGCGAGGGCAGCCCAAAGACAGAGGAGGCCAUUAAAAAUGCAGGCUGCAGCAAAACUCCAUCAGACUGGAGCUAUGACUUAACUAUUGAGUCCUCUCCAAGCAAUACUGCAGAAAAACCUUACUGCCUGGAGGAAGAUCCUGCUUGUAACUGGAAAAAUGGCAAAGAUAUCCUAGCCGAUCACAGACAGUACAAAUCCAAACACAGAUGUCUCAUUUACUCCAGUGAAGCCAUCUUAACUCCAGAAAAGGAUGCUUCAACCCCAUAUGUUUCUUCUGUAUUGAAAUCGGGAAAUCCAGAGUGCAAAGAAAUUGACCUCCAGCACGAAGGGAAGGAAGAAUGCACUCUAGACAGACAGGGUGCCCUUGCAGGAGACAUAAAGUGGAAAGCUCAAAAAAAUGGAGUUAACCAUUGUGGAUCUUCCAGUUGUUCUUCAGAAUUCAAUUCUGAGCUAAUGGCCCCUCUCACAGUAUCCCUUCUUGACUAUGAGGAAACAACUAAUACAGAAAGAGCGUCUUCUAACAAAGAGAAGUCCCCCCGAGUGAAGCAGAUGUUAGACAGGAACGUACAUGGCUCCCAGAAAAGGUAUGAGGAAGAGGGCUGGCAGUGUACAAGAAGCAGAGCUCUGACGGACAGCAUGCUGGAACUGGGGGAGCAAAUGCGUCGUGGUGGAAGACACUGUGCCAUGCUGCAUUCUCCACAAAUAGGGAACAAGUGGCUUUCACCUGCCAGCCAUGAUGUGAAGCCAUGCUGCUGCCUUCUGGGCUCAGGUUCACCAAGGCAAGGAGUUGUUCACAGUUUAUUUGUUGGAUGUGACCUGACAAAAACAUCCACAGCUGAAUCCACAGGCUUCAGGGGAGAGAGGGAGGGUGGUUUGUUUCUCAGUAACUCAACGUGCAAAGAAUACUCAGGUGGCAGACAGUGUGAUGCUGAUGUUAAAGAUAAUACUGGUAAUUCAGAAAAAUCUAACUCAAAUCAAGGACCUAGUGUUGAGCUUAUGGCUCAGGAAAUAAAUGCUGAUAUACCUGAAAAGAACUAUUAUUCAGGUGCACCAUGCUUUCUCAGUGUGGGAAAUAUAGGUUAUGCAGUUCAGUCCUCUUCUCAAGAAAGCAGCCUGCUGUUGCAGCCCAAGUCAGGACUGAGGAAUGAUGACUUCAGCCAGUCUGAAGAGCCAGCCAAGUCAUCAUUCAGCAAUGAGCUAAAAAACAAGCUAAUGCAGAGUAUUUUUACGCAAGAGACUAUUGCUGCGGAUUCAGGAUCUGCAACCAAAGACAAUAAGCCAUUAGCAAAUGCAAAGACCCCCUCAGGCAUGUCCCACAGCAGCUCUCCAAGUGCUACAUCUGAGACUGGAAAAUGGCAGAGGGAAGCUCUAGAAAAGGCACAACAGGCUGUAGUUCGGGCCCAUCAGCAGCAGCUGGAUGAAAUGGCAUCCUUGUGCUUCAAGGAAGAGUGCUUGAUAAAUCAGAUGUCAGCAACGGAUUUUCCGGAUUUUAUGACCAAGCUGGAUGAAGUCUUGGUACUGAAGUCGAAGUGUAUCCAAACGAUGCGAGCCCAGCUUCAGCUCUAUUUAGCCUCUCCUGGCACUGACAUGCCCCUACAAACACCUCCAACAGUUUAG
Molecule: messenger RNA, 3129 nt
Organism: Phaethon lepturus (White-tailed tropicbird)
Lineage: Eukaryota; Metazoa; Chordata; Aves; Phaethontiformes; Phaethontidae
Gene: KIF24
Product: kinesin family member 24
Exons: 7
Biological process (GO): microtubule-based movement
Molecular function (GO): microtubule motor activity; ATP binding; microtubule binding
Source: RefSeq, a predicted model, not a curated record